CAGCAAUGCAACAAAGAGGAUGCGUGCUGCCGUUGAGCGAAGAAGAAGAAGAAGAAGAAGACGAAGAAGAAGAAGAAGAAGAAGAAGAAGGCGAGAAGAAAACAGCCAUGGCUCAGGUGGAGAAGAAAGUGGGUCUGUUGGGUCUGCGGACAUCAUCCUCCAAGAAGCCACUAAAGGAGAAGGUUGUUCUGAUGUAUGAUGAUAUCUUUGCGAGAGACGAUCCUGCUAUCAGCAAUCCUCGCUUCUGGGAUGAACUCUUCUUGAUGAAGGUUAACCUGGAGUACCUGGAGGCAAAACUAGAGUCACUUGAUGGGGAUGAAGUGUUGAAGAUUAAAAACAACAUCAAUAGCUUGUUUCACCACUGUAUCCAGGCCUUAGGAGAGGAGCAUCAGAUCAAAGUGGUCAAUGCAUUGCAGACUCUCUGUGCUUUGUUCAGAGGGGUGCACCGGAAGAAUAAGUCAGCUACCGGUUUUGAUAUCAUCAACAUGCUGAUGGGAUUUGACAAGGCUGAGCUGCGCAUGAAGGACCUGAUGGAGAGAUUAGACAGUCUGCUUUGUGGAGACGGUUCUGAGAGCUUGAAAAGCUUGUGCUUGAAGUUGCUUCUGUGUCUGGUGACCGUGACUGAUAACAUCAGUCAGAACACUAUUCUUGAAUAUGUGAUGAUCAACAGUAUCUUUGAAGCAAUCCUACAGAUACUAUCUGACGUGUCAAGCAGAUCACAACAUGGCUAUGAUGCUGUUGUGUUGUUGGCACUGCUGGUUAACUACAGAAAAUAUGAGUCGGUGAAUCCCUACAUUGUGAAGUUAUCUAUUGUGGAUGAUGAGCCUACAUUAGAUGGAAUGGGCAUGGUUGUCCAUCAGGCAUUGACGGAGUACAAUAGGCAGUAUAAAGACAAAGAGGAGGAAAAUCAAGGAGGUUUCCUCUCUGCACUUUCUAGUAUGGUCGGCAGCAUGUUCGUAGCAGAUGCAGAUGAGAAGCUAUCAGUCCAAACAAAUGAGGCCAUACUCUUGGCCCUUUAUGAGGCAGUACAUCUGAAUAGAAACUUCAUCACAGUUUUGGCUCAAAGUCACCCAGAGAUCGACAUGGCUGCCACAUCUAUAGACCCAGUUCCAACUACUCCCACAACUCCAUUGGGUACAACACCACCUUCCCUGGACUUGAUGAACUCCGCAGAGCUGCCCCUUGACCCGAACUUGCAAACCAGUAACCUUCUCAUUACCUUCCUCAAGUACUCAUCCAUUGUCAUGCAAGACACCAAAGAUGAACACAGAUUAAAUAGUGCUCGGCUGUGUCUCAUUAUCCUGACUUGUAUUGCUGAAGAUCAGUAUGCUGAUGCUUUUCUCCAUGAUGACAACAUGAAUUUCAGAGUGAAUCUCCAUAGAAUGCCCAUGAGGCACAGAAAGAAGACUGCAGACAAGAACAGCCCAUCAAGACCCCUUGUGUGUGCAGUGCUUGAUCUCAUGGUUGAAUUCAUUGUGACCCACAUGAUGAAGGAUUUCCCCAUGGAUCUAUACAUGCAUUGUGUACAGAUCAUCCACAAACUUAUUUGCUACCAGAAAAAGUGUAGAGUCAGACUGCAUUACACAUGGAGGGAGCUGUGGUCAGCUCUCAUCAACCUGUUGAAGUUCUUCUUGUCUAACGAGACAACCCUGUUGGUUAAGCACAACAUCUUCCAUAUGGCUCUGCAGGUAAUAAACUUGUUUAACAUGUUCAUCACAUAUGGAGACACGUUUUUGCCAACGCCUAACAGCUAUGAUGAACUGUACUAUGAAAUUGUGAGAAUGCACCAGGUCUUUGACAACCUUUACUGCAUGGUGCUUAGAGUCUCCACCAAUGCUGGACAGUGGAAGGAGCCAGCCAGCAAAGUAACGCAUGCAUUGAUCAACAUACGGGCCAUUAUAAACCAUUUCAGUCCUAAGAUUGAAUCAUAUGCUGCAGUGAACCACAUCUCACAGCUUUCUGAGGACCAGGUACUAGAGGUUGUUCGUUCCAAUUAUGACACACUGACCCUAAAGCUACAAGAUGGACUUGACCAAUUUGAGCGAUAUUCUGAGCAGCCAAAGGAGACCGCAUUCUUCAAAGAGCUGGUACGUUCCAUCAGCCUGAAUGUGAGGAGGAAUGUCUCUCUCAACACUCUCAGCCAGGAUGUUCUUCUUAAAGAAUUCUCCUCUAUAUCUUGAGAUCCAUUAAUCACAGAUACAAUGGAUGAAAUGUAAAGUGACAAAUAAAGUACAGUGUUUGACAGCACCAUUGUACAUCUGGUAUUAGAUAAAUAAAAUGUCUUGACCGUUA
Molecule: messenger RNA, 2292 nt
Organism: Alosa alosa (allis shad)
Lineage: Eukaryota; Metazoa; Chordata; Actinopteri; Clupeiformes; Clupeidae
Gene: armh3
Product: armadillo like helical domain containing 3
Biological process (GO): regulation of Golgi organization
Cellular component (GO): cytosol
Source: RefSeq, a predicted model, not a curated record